AUGCUACUACUACCCCUUGCUUUGGCAAUUGUUUUGCCUUUGGUACAUGCCAAUGUUAUAGGUGUCAGUAAUGAGCGUCAACACCUAUACCUGCCAAAAGAAGACAAGCAAGGAAAUCUAUAUUGGACCUGUUUAAAUGACACCUCCAUCAUAUUACGUUUCGAUCAAAUCAACGACGACAUUUGUGAUUGUCCUGACGGAUCAGAUGAGCCGGGAACCAAUGCAUGCCCAAACCCUCCAGCUAAAUUUUUCUGCGUCAAUGAGGGAUUCUUUCUGAAUUACAUUGACCAAUCCAGAGUGAAUGAUGGGGUGUGUGAUUAUGAUUUAUGCUGUGAUGGAUCUGAUGAGUGGAAAUUGGGUGGCUGCGAGAAUAAAUGCGAAGAGGUUAACCGUCAAUUUCAGGACUAUAGGAAGGAAAAGUUAGCAUUCUUGAAGAAGGCUGCUGUGAAAAAGGCAAAAACUAUCAAGAUUGCCCAGCAUAAAAGACAAAAGUUGCUCAACAAAUUGAAUUCUUUAGAAGUGCAAGUUCCUGAAUUGAAAGCCAAAAUCAAUAAUGCUAAACUUCAAGCAGAAAAUAUGGAAGUUCAAGACAAUUCAGUUUUUGACGAGUUGCGUGAGCAUUUUGGAGGGUUGGCAGAUAAAUUGGAAUUGCACAAGCGGGAUAUCCUACACCAAGAAUCCAAGCUUCAAGCCUUGGAAACUAUAUUGGACUUUUUAUCAACCCAUUACAACCCCAAUUUCAAUGAUGCUGCCGUAAAAGAGGUUAUUCAAAAAUUUCAGGAAUAUGUUUCGAAUAAAGAAGAAGAGGCUUUGGAAGAUAUACACGAGACUAAUCAAAUUAUCAUUCAGUUGGUGGAGAAGGCGAAGCAAAUGUCGCACCUGGGUGUGAAGAACGUUGACAAUUUCGCGCCAACAAUUCCAAAUAUGAUCCGAUACUACUACCAGCUUGCCGUGGAUAAGUUUUUACCCAAACCGGUGGUUGAGUACAAAUCAGACUUGUCUAGUAAUGAGUUGGACCAUGAAGUUGAAAAGUUCGAACAGGAAUUGGAAAGGCUAGAGACGAAGAUACAAAUUAUCAAAGAAGAUUUGAGCUCUGAUUACGGACCAGAUGACUUGUUACGCGCAUACGAUCAAACAACAUUUACUAAGGACUUGGGUGGAUACAACUACAGAGUCAAUUUGCUUCAAGGGGUCUCACAGGAUGACAUCUUCAUUGGUAAAUUUAAAGAGUAUAAGGAAAACAAGGUAAUCUAUGAUCAAGGUGCUCGAUGCUGGAAUGGACCGAAACGGUCUGCAACUGUUGAAUUUGCAUGUGGAGAGGGACCGGAAAUAGUGUCUGUCAGUGAACCGGAAAAAUGCCAUUACUACUUUACUAUACAAGGUGAGUCAUGGUGCAAUGAAGCAACAGAGCAAGAAAUUCUACACAGUUUCCAGGUAAAUGUCGAUCUAUUAUAA
Messenger RNA from Lodderomyces theae, 1455 nucleotides. RefSeq lists its product as uncharacterized. The transcript has a single exon. The record is from RefSeq and is a predicted model, not a curated record. Gene Ontology annotation, biological process: N-glycan processing. Gene Ontology annotation, cellular component: glucosidase II complex. Bases 1 to 1455 code for a protein of 484 amino acids. Lineage: Eukaryota; Fungi; Ascomycota; Pichiomycetes; Serinales; Debaryomycetaceae.